Molecule: messenger RNA, 621 nt
Organism: Saccharomyces eubayanus
Lineage: Eukaryota; Fungi; Ascomycota; Saccharomycetes; Saccharomycetales; Saccharomycetaceae
Gene: TIP1
Product: putative lipase
Exons: 1
Coding region: 1-621 (206 amino acids)
Biological process (GO): fungal-type cell wall organization
Cellular component (GO): fungal-type vacuole; fungal-type cell wall
Molecular function (GO): structural constituent of cell wall
Source: RefSeq, a predicted model, not a curated record
AUGUCUGUUUCUAAAAUCGCUUUCGUUUUAACCGCUAUUGCCUCUUUUGCCGCCGCUGAAACCGCCGGUCAAACUGCCGAAUUACAGGCGAUUAUUGGUGACAUUAACUCCCAUCUUUCCGACUAUUUAGGUUUGGAAACGGGUAACAGCGGUUUCCAAAUCCCUGCUGAUGUCUUGAGCGUCUACCAACAAGUUAUGACUUACACCGAUGACUCUUACACUACCUUGUUCAGUAAACUGGACUACGAUGCCAUCACCAAGACAAUUGUCAAAUUACCAUGGUACACCACUAGAUUGAGUUCCGAAAUCGCCGCCGCUGUUGCCUCUGUUUCUCCAGCUUCUUCUUCUUCUGCUGCCCCAUCCUCUUCCUCUUCUGCUACCCCAUCCUCUUCCUCUUCUGCUGCCCCAUCCUCUUCCUCUUCUGCUGCCCCAUCCUCCUCCUCAGCAGCUUCCUCCUCUGUUGCUCCAUCCUCUUCCAAGGCAGUUUCUUCUUCCGUUGCUCCAGCCACUUCUACCGCUAGCACUUCUGUUGUAACUGCAUCCAACGCUGGUCAAAGAAUCAACGCAGGCGCUGCCUCUUUCGGUGCUGUUGUUGCCGGCGCAGCUGCUUUGUUGUUGUAA